Molecule: messenger RNA, 237 nt
Organism: Racocetra persica
Lineage: Eukaryota; Fungi; Glomeromycota; Glomeromycetes; Diversisporales; Gigasporaceae
Source: the annotation of a GenBank genome assembly
AUGGAGGAACAUUGGCGUACAAAUUGUACUGGAAAUAGACAUUGUGAUAUAUGUUUUAAAAAGUAUAUGGAGCUUAAACAAAAACCAGAAAAUCUUAUCAAUAGAGUUAAACAUAUUCAAGAAACAGCAAAAAAAAUCAGAGCUGUAAAGAUUAUACAACAAAAAUGGAUUGAGAUUAUAUAUAAGCCUGAUGGUCUCAAAACUAAAGAACUCGCUGAGCAUUAUAAAUUAUUAUGA